This is a messenger RNA of Penicillium maclennaniae, 1302 nucleotides long. RefSeq names its product casein kinase I. The record is from RefSeq and is a predicted model, not a curated record. Gene Ontology annotation, biological process: endocytosis; peptidyl-serine phosphorylation; signal transduction. Gene Ontology annotation, molecular function: protein serine/threonine kinase activity; ATP binding. Gene Ontology annotation, cellular component: nucleus; cytoplasm. NCBI's taxonomy places the organism in Eukaryota, Fungi, Ascomycota, Eurotiomycetes, Eurotiales, Aspergillaceae. Bases 1 to 1302 code for a protein of 433 amino acids. The transcript has 6 exons.
AUGGCGUCCUCUUCCUCGAACGUGGUGGGUGUCCACUACCGCGUGGGCAAGAAGAUCGGUGAAGGCUCUUUCGGUGUCAUCUUCGAGGGCACCAACCUGUUGAAUAACCAGCAGGUGGCCAUCAAAUUCGAACCCCGAAAGAGCGAUGCUCCUCAGCUGCGUGAUGAGUACCGUACCUACAAGAUUUUGGUCGGAUGUCCUGGUAUUCCCAAUGUCUACUACUUCGGACAGGAGGGUUUGCACAACAUUCUCGUCAUCGACCUCCUUGGACCCAGUCUUGAGGAUCUUUUCGACCACUGCAACCGUCGGUUCUCCACCAAGACCGUCGUGAUGGUCGCCAAGCAGAUGCUUUCGCGUGUCCAAACCAUUCACGAGAAGAACCUCAUUUACCGCGAUAUCAAGCCCGACAACUUCUUGAUCGGUCGCCCUUCGACCAAGGCUGCGAACGUCAUUCAUGUCGUCGAUUUCGGAAUGGCCAAGCAGUACCGUGACCCCAAGACCAAACAGCACAUUCCCUACCGUGAGCGCAAGUCUCUGUCGGGUACCGCUCGUUACAUGAGUAUCAACACACAUUUGGGCCGUGAACAAUCACGACGAGAUGAUUUGGAGGCUCUGGGUGGUCUCCCCUGGCAGGGGUUGAAGGCUGCUACCAACAAGCAGAAGUAUGAGAAGAUUGGUGAGAAGAAGCAAACCACCGCCAUCAAAGAUCUUUGCGAUGGAUACCCUGAAGAAUUUAACAAGUAUUUGAGCUACGUUCGCAACCUUGGUUUUGAGGACACUCCCGACUACGACUACCUCCGUGAUAUUUUGACACAAGCCCUCAAGAACGCCGGCGAAGUUGAGGAUGGAGAGUACGACUGGAUGAAGCUCAAUAAUGGACGCGGAUGGGACUACAAGUCAUAUAGCUCGGGACGCGAAUUGCCUCACCAGACCUCGACGGGACGCGAUCUGCACGGAAGUCAGCUCCGUAGCAGCCAGCGUCCCGGUGUGACUGCCGAUCGUUUAAACGCUGCGCAGCCCCCGCCCCCUUCUCCAGCCAAGGCCGGAGCUGGGAAGACGCGCGAUCGCCCAAGCGGAUCCGGCGGUAUGCCUCCCAAACGCCAGAGCGGGGGCCUGGAAGCAACGACUCCAACCGCAUCCACCCAGGCUCAAUUCCAGAACUCUAACGCCCACCUUCCCGGCCGCAUGGGAAGCCCCGGAAACCCUGCUAUGAGCAGCCAGCAGGUUGGUGGCCAAGCAAGCAAUGAACCGCAGCCCACUUUCGCGCAGAAGGUGAUGAAGGCUCUGUGCUGCGGUAGGUGA